Molecule: messenger RNA, 897 nt
Organism: Cyclocybe aegerita
Lineage: Eukaryota; Fungi; Basidiomycota; Agaricomycetes; Agaricales; Hemipholiotaceae
Source: the annotation of a GenBank genome assembly
AUGCCUACAGCCCGGCGUAGCGCUCUCCACCUCGCCGAUGGUGAAUGCCCUCCAUUCUCUUUCCGCGCGGAUUUCAGAGUUCCUCGUCUCAUUUGCCCACUCGGGGCACUCAUACCUCGCCCUCGUCUCUCGUACGCCUUCUCUCGUCGCUCUCAGCCUCGUUUCGACUCGCCAUUUCGACCCACCGUUGCCCCGUCUUUCGAUCUCGCCGCCAUCGCCAUUCUGAUCCCACGCUUAGCGCCCACCGUCGUCCCCCGUUUGCUGGUCGCGCGUGCCCACUGGUUAGAGCCGCACAACUGGGAACCUGUCCUCGCACCUCAGAGCCACUCAUUGCGGUGUUUUGGGUGUGUGAUAUUCAUUCAUUAUUCGCACGAUCACCCCACCGUAGGCACAUCAACAGUUCUUCGUCAACAUUCUUCCUUGCGGCGCUAUCUACCCAAGAGCUGUGCUAUCAAGCGCAAGACCGUUACCGGCCUUGAAUAUGAUGAUGGCGAGGCGUCUGAGGAAGGACUGUCGGCUUCCGGCGAUCGUCGAUUCAUGUUACUCCGUAACUCUUCUGAUACGUCGUUUGCUCAACGUGUCAUUGUCGAUCGCUUGAAUGUUGAAGGCAUCAGGAAGACAAUUCGCGAGGAAAACGGGUUGCUCGGGAUUCUAUCCAAGGCUGCCGAUCAAAAUCGGCGAGUGCCUCGUCCUUUGCUGGACGUUUACUGCUCGAUUAUUCAAAAGUUGGAUCGUCGGUCUUCCGACUUGAAGUCGAAGUUAAAGGCUAUCGUCCGUUUCCUUGAGAGAUCAUUCAGGUGGCGCAUAGUUGAUGUUUAUGAGAUAACGGGGUCUGCGAGGGAUCCCGCCCGCGGUGUCAAGGAGAAUAUGCAGGCGGAAGUCAACGGUAGCACUUAA